This is a messenger RNA of Prosopis cineraria, 2055 nucleotides long. RefSeq lists its product as uncharacterized. Gene Ontology annotation, molecular function: 5'-nucleotidase activity. The record is from RefSeq and is a predicted model, not a curated record. NCBI's taxonomy places the organism in Eukaryota, Viridiplantae, Streptophyta, Magnoliopsida, Fabales, Fabaceae.
CACGCCAUUUCUUCCUACACGUAUCGUUCUUUCUCUUCCUUCUCUUUCCUGUAGCUUGCAAUUCCCUUGCCUGCUUACCGAUACUGAUUCCUGUAUUUCCUUUCUUCCUGCUCGCAGAUUACUACUUCUCACCUUCUACUCUCCAAGAAGGUCUUUCGGGAAGCGUUCGAAAUUUUACAGCACGAUUGCAUCGUUGGGACAGAGUGUAUUAAUAAACCCUGAAGAUGGCGUGGUCAGAGCUGAAGCAGGCAAUCUGGAUCUCGAUGAGGAGAUAUAUAUGCUUCGGCGUGAUUUUGAAGCUGCCAAAGAGAGUUUUCGCAAAAUUCCUGAUACGCUGAAAGAAAUGCCAAAAAUGAAUCCUAAAGGCAUAUACGUGAACAAAAACUUAAGAUUGGACAGAUUGCAAGUUUAUGGGUUCGAUUACGACUAUACGUUGGCACAUUACUCCUCCGAUUUACAGACUCUAAUAUAUGACCUCGCAAAGCAGCACAUGGUUAACGAGCUCAGGUACCCUGAAAGUUGUAUGGAAUUCAAAUAUGAUCCAUCUUUCCCCAUUAGAGGCCUUUACUAUGACAAGUCAAAGGGGUGCCUUAUGAAGCUGGAUUUCUUUGGUUCAAUUGAGCCAGACGCAUGCUAUUUUGGUCGACGCAGGUUAAGCGGACAAGAAAUACGAGAUAUAUAUGGCACACGACAUAUUGGUCGGGAACAAGCCCGCUCACUUGUUGGUUUAAUGGAUAUCUUCUGCUUUAGUGAGGCGUGCCUUAUUGCAGAUAUGGUGCAGUACUUUGUUGAUGCUAAGCUGGAAUUUGAUGCUUCGUACAUUUAUGAAGAUGUAAAUCAUGCCAUUCAGCAUGUCCACCAUAGUGGCUUGGUUCAUCAAGGCAUUCUAUCUAAUCCACAUAGAUACUUGGUUAAAAAUGGGAAGAUAUUUCAACUCCUCAAGAUGCUAAGGGAGAGGGGCAAGAAUCUUUUCUUGUUGACUAAUUCUCCUUUUAACUUUGUGGAUGAAGGGAUGCGCUUCUUGCUAGAGGAUUCUACGGAUUGUAGAGACUCCUGGAGGGAUCUGUUUGAUGUUGUAAUUGCCAAGGCCAAUAAACCACAAUUUUAUACAUCUGAGCAUCCAUUCCGAUGUUAUGACACGGUGAAUGAUACAUUGACUUUCACCAAAGUUGAUGCAUUUCUUCCUAAUAACGUUUACUAUAAUGGAUGCCUCAAAUAUUUUCCAAUAACCAAGUGGCGUGGGCCAGAGGUGAUAUAUUUUGGAGAUCACCUAUUUAGUGACUUGAGAGGACCUUCUAAGGCUGGUUGGCGAACAGCUGCAAUCAUCCAUGAACUUGAGAGUGAAAUACAAAUACAAAAUGAAGAUAGUUACCGUUUUGAGCAGGCAAAGUUUCAUAUAAUACAGGAGCUCCUCGGUAAAUUGCAUGCAACUACGGCUAAUAGUCACAGGACUGUGGCUUGCCAUUCGCUUCUGAAAGAACUUAAUGAUGAGAGGCUUAAAGCACGGACUGCAAUGAGGAUGAUGUUUAACAGAUCUUUCGGAGCAACAUUUCUUACUGAUUCAGGUCGAGAAUCUGCUUUUGCCUAUCACAUUCAUCAGUAUGCAGAUGUUUAUACUAGCAAGCCAGAGAACUUUUUAUUUUACUCACCUGAAGCAUGGCUUCAUGUUCCGUUUGAUAUCAAGAUCAUGCCUCAUCAUAUAAAGGUUCCAUCAAGUUUGUUCAGAACAUGAACCAGUUUUGAAAAAGCAAAAUGGCGCAGUUCCCAAGUGCUGCAUCUGCUAGACACAGUUGUUGCACCAGGAACUUGCAUUUUUUGUUCCUAACAGCAAAUAGAGUAACACCACAUAGAUUUUUUGUGGAAGAGGGAAUCAGAAAGGAAGCCGAUACACACACAAUUUGUUCUGGUAUCAAAAUAAGAACUUACAAUUCAAUUUUGUUUUAGUAAGGAACUUAUGACUACGUUUGUUUAUUUGUUCCGUUCCUCGAAUUGCUGGAAGCUGUGUUCAAGUUUCACCAUACAGUAACAAAUUAAUUGACACAGUUAAUGACCCGA